AUGUCGACGAAGCGUAAUCACAAGGAGAAGACCAUACGCCGCCACUAUAAAGAGGAGAAACAGGAGGAGCCCGAGCAUCCCAAGUACCGUGACCGAGCGAAAGAACGGAGGGAAGAUCAAAAUCCUGAUUACGAGAUUACUGAGUUGACAUCCUUUCAUGCUGUUGCCCCACCUGGAAAUGUUGAGCUUCUCUCUGCCGAUGCUCACAAGCUAUCUAUUGAGAAGAGCAAAUAUCUUGGCGGUGAUGUUGAGCACACACAUUUGGUCAAAGGGUUGGAUUAUGCUUUGCUUCAUAAAGUUAGAAGUGAAAUAGACAAGAAGCCUGAUCCUGGAGAAGAGAAAGAUGGAAAAUCUAUAGGUCCAAAGGAUGACCAGCCAGUAGCAUUCCGCACUGCAUCAGCAAAGUCGAUUUAUCAGUGGAUAGUCAAGCCACAAACUGUCAUCAAAACCAAUGAAAUGUUCCUCCCUGGACGAAUGGCUUUUAUAUAUAAUAUGGAAAAUGGGUUCUCUCAUGAUAUUCCAACCACAGUUCAUAGAAGUAAAGCCGAUUGUCCUGUACCUGAGGAAAUGGUCACUGUCAGCGUUGAUGGUUCAGUUCUAGAUCGAAUAGCUAAAAUCAUGUCGUAUCUUCGCCUUGGUUCGUCAGGGAAAGUUCUGAAAAAGAAGAAGAAAGAAAAAGAUGCAAAAGCAGGAAAGACAUUAUCUGUUUCUAAUGGAUAUGUGGAAGAUGAGAGGACAUUCAAAUCUGAUUCUCUGAAGAAUCAAAAUGCAAGAGAGAUUCUUCCACCACCUCCCCCUCUUCCCAAAAGGAAGCACCAUGACCCGAAAGAGAAACAGGAAAUGAGCGCUGUUAGGAAUGAGGAGGAUGAUAUUUUUGUGGGUGCAGGCGUAGACUACCCUAUUGCCGGUAAAGAUAUGAGCCAGAGCCCAGUCUCGGAGGACAUGGAAGAAUCUCCUAGAAAUAAAGAGAAAAAUUCCUACUUUGCUGAACCUGCCUAUGGUCCGGUUCCACCGGCAGAGCUAUCUCAUGAUUGGCAACAAGGGGUUAGUAAUGGAUAUGAUGCUAUGCAAGUACAAGCAAUGGCUGGUGGUUACCAGGGGGAUUGGCAGAACUACCAAUAUGCCGAACAAAUGGCUUAUGCGGACCAAUACAUCCAGCAGGACUUGCAAGCUUAUGAAAUGCAACCUGGUUCUGAAGUCCUCCAGGACCCACGCUUCAUGACUCAAGAAGAGAAGGAUAGGGGCUUAGGGUCUGUCUUCAAAAGGGACGACCAGAGGCUUCAGCAGCUGAGGGAGAAGGAUGCUCGUGAGAAGGACCCCAAUUUUAUAUCCGAGAGUUACUCCGAGUGCUAUCCUGGUUACCAGGAAUAUAACCGUGAGAUUGUGGACAGUGAUGAUGAGGCUGACUUGUCCAAAAUGGAUAUGGGUGGUCGGGCAAAGGGCCGGCUCCACAGGUGGGACUUUGAAACGGAGGAGGAUUGGGCCAAGUACAACGAGCAGAAGGAGGCAAUGCCCAAAGCUGCAUUCCAGUUUGGCGUGAAGAUGCAAGAUGGCCGUAAGACCCGUAAACAGAACAGGGAUCAGAAGCUUACAAAUGACCUCCACAAGAUAAACAAGAUCAUUGCCCGCAAGAAGGGUGAGGGUGGUGAGAAAAAUGAUGACUCAAGGGCUUAUGAUGACGAGCCCCAUCAAGGGAAGAAGAUGAGGAUAUGA
Messenger RNA from Striga hermonthica, 1713 nucleotides. NCBI's taxonomy places the organism in Eukaryota, Viridiplantae, Streptophyta, Magnoliopsida, Lamiales, Orobanchaceae. The record is from the annotation of a GenBank genome assembly.